This is a messenger RNA of Orcinus orca (killer whale), 730 nucleotides long. RefSeq names its product histone H2A type 1-C. The record is from RefSeq and is a predicted model, not a curated record. Gene Ontology annotation, cellular component: nucleosome. The transcript has 2 exons. The coding region runs from base 66 to 458 and encodes 130 amino acids. Gene Ontology annotation, molecular function: structural constituent of chromatin; protein heterodimerization activity; DNA binding. Lineage: Eukaryota; Metazoa; Chordata; Mammalia; Artiodactyla; Delphinidae.
UUUCAGACUUGGUUUGUUUUGAGAAGUACUCUUUUUUAGUUUGUUUCUUUUCCGUUUACUUUGCGAUGUCUGGACGUGGCAAGCAAGGUGGUAAGGCUCGGGCUAAAGCGAAGUCUCGCUCUUCGCGGGCCGGUCUCCAGUUUCCCGUGGGCCGAGUGCAUCGCCUACUUCGUAAGGGCAACUACGCUGAGCGGGUCGGGGCUGGCGCGCCGGUGUAUUUGGCAGCGGUAUUGGAGUACUUGACGGCUGAGAUACUGGAGUUGGCUGGUAAUGCGGCGCGCGACAACAAGAAGACUCGCAUCAUCCCACGCCACCUGCAGCUGGCCAUCCGCAACGAUGAGGAGCUUAACAAACUGUUGGGCCGCGUGACCAUCGCUCAGGGCGGGGUCUUGCCGAACAUCCAGGCGGUGCUGUUGCCUAAGAAGACCGAGAGCCAUCACAAGGCCAAGGGCAAGUGAUUUGACAGGGAUUUGAGUUUCCGGAAGUGCUUUCAAACCCAAAGGCUCUUUUCAGAGCCCCCUACUAUUUCAAAGGAAGAGCUAACACCACUUGGAAUAUUAAAGAAAAAGGAAGGUUUCAAAAGCUUCUCACUACAAAGAGAUGCCUAGAUCCAGAGUGUCUGUCAAACUCAUCAAUUCUCAGAAAUAAAUGGACUGGCAUCUGUGUUCUGACAUUAUUGAUUGAUUCUGUACCUGCAAAUGUUUUCCUAUUAAAAACUUACUUGGGUUUC